Molecule: messenger RNA, 2382 nt
Organism: Babjeviella inositovora NRRL Y-12698
Lineage: Eukaryota; Fungi; Ascomycota; Pichiomycetes; Serinales
Gene: NUP84
Product: Nup84p
Exons: 1
Coding region: 49-2268 (739 amino acids)
Biological process (GO): post-transcriptional tethering of RNA polymerase II gene DNA at nuclear periphery; protein import into nucleus; regulation of DNA-templated transcription
Cellular component (GO): nuclear pore; nuclear pore outer ring
Molecular function (GO): structural constituent of nuclear pore
Source: RefSeq, a predicted model, not a curated record
CCGAUAUUAUUUUUUUUUGACAUCCAGCCACAUUAUUUUGCUCCCAUUAUGAGCACCCUCCUCAUGACACAGCUCAGCCAGGGCACCCCCGAGUCUUCCGAGGUUGUUUCACAGUUCGGCGAGGCGCUCCUCGGCUUCAGGCUCAACCCGCUAGCCGAUCCCUUCGACUUGCUCCGCUCGUUCAAGUCCAUUGCAGCCGAGCAGGCAUACAAAAGUGAUACCACUGAUGCUGCCUUCACCAAUUGGGAGCUUGAAACCAAGUUGUGGCACUUGGUGGAGUUACUUGUCGGCGUCAGACGCCACCCUUCGGACGUCAAGGUUGCGGCUUUCUCAUUCAGCUCCAACGCGGUACACCAGGAGAACUUUCUAGCGGACAACAAGGAAUUGCGGGAGAUCUGGACCAUUAUCUCGUGGCUCAACGAUAACGCGAGCCAGGACCUAAUAGACGACUUAGAUUCACUGAAGUGGUUCCGCACCAAGAUGAAGCUUACAAACAGCACUGGGUUGCAGAAGAGUAACGUGGUGAGCCACUUGGACUCAGAUGCGCCGCUCAGAGAGCGUAUGCGCGAUAUUGAUGCCACAGAUCAUGUGGACGAUGAAGCAGCGUUCGCGCACAUCUACGCGCUCCUCCAGCGUAACCAAAUCCAGCAGGCGAUCGAGGCGGCGCAGACUACCAACAACUGGACACUUGGCAUGAUCUUGGCGGGGGUCCAAGUUUAUGUGGACCCUGCUGUUGAUGUCGGAUUUCUCCAGGACGGCGCGCAGCCCUCUGGCAACAAGCACAAAGCGUUAUGGCGCCGCGCAGUAUUCCAGUUGUCGCGCGAUGACAAGUUGCCGGAGAGCGAACGCGCGAUCUACGCGUUUCUUAGUGGUGAUGUUGCCGUGUCCUCGCAUCACGAAUGGGAGACCCAUGUGUUGCUCCAUGCGAACUGCAUCUUCCAGACCGCCACGGAAGAUUUCCUUAUCCGGUCUGGCAGAGUGCCAUCGAAGGACCUCAGUAUUCCGCUUCCCAAACCGGUACUCAUGAAUAUUAGCCUGGUGUUGAACGCCUUGUCUGAGUCCUCAGACCCUGCUGUCCGGCAGCAGUGCCAGCACCCGUUGCGCGUGUUAAUGGGCUCCGUGAUGAUCGAUCAGGUCUCCACUAUCGUCGGCUCGUCUCUCAAAGCCUUCACGGCAUCAAAUCUGACGGUGCUCACCAAAGAGCCUUACCUCUUGCGGGUGUUAACCCACUUGUGCGUCUUCUUGCACACCAUCGACCCUGCCUACGUGGACCAAGACAACUUUGUGACCUUGCUUACCCUCUUUGCCUCCCGCCUGUGUUCCCAAGGCUUGGUGGAACACUUGCCCGUGUACGUGUCGUACUUGCCGGAGCUCGAGGCUCGCAAGAUCUAUUCCUUCUUCUUAACCAAGAUAGCCCCUGCCGCGCGUGUGCAUCAAUUGCACCAGGCGCGCUUGUUGGGGUUGCCAAUUGAAAACAUUAUGAAGGCAACCGUGAGCCGCGCAUUCGAGGACACCGCGCACUUGUACGACGCCGCGUGUGCGGCUCAGAUCGCCAUUGACAGCCCGCUCCAGGACGUGGACUCCCACGACGCGUAUCUCUGCAGCACCGUCGAGUGGUUCCUCCUUGCUAAUAUGCAUGCAGAUGCCAUCAGUGCAAUAAUCGCGCUUGCGCGACGCUUGUUACUUGCCGGAAAGGUGAAUGCGUUGAGGAAGUUUACGCGUGAGAACUCUUUGCAAAAGCUAUUAAAGACGGCCGACUUGGACAACUUUAUUGGGAUAACCGAGUCUAUUACUACCCAGGCCGAGUUGGAUGAGUUAGCUCAGUACGACCAGUUAAUGGCCGUGUUCGAGUUGCUCAACGAGUGGGAUAGCACUGCCAAGCUAUUACAAGCGAAGCUGGCAUGGACCGCUGCGCCGGUGGUUGCCUCCAGCAAGACCCUUUGCGUGGCGUUACACCGCUUAAUCUUAGAGUGGAUGCGCGACCUGGCGGCCUCGUUGGAAGAUGCGGGAAUGUUGCACGAGUUGAGAUCUUUGUACGCUCCGCAUUUGACGUUUGAGUUGCAGCGCGUGCUCGUGCAGAUCGGUACCAGGAGCGAUGAUGCCACAUACCUUGACAACGCCUUAGAGUUGAUUGAGUUGGUGGCGGACGAGAAGUACAAGUUGUUCCAGUUGUUCAGAAAUUGUGGUAGGUUGAGAGAGUUCAUGACUAAGAGCGGGGAAGUGGCCGUCUUAGCGUUAAAAAACGGUGAACGAGGUUUAUACAGAUAGGAUGUACAUUAUAGGCGAUACUUGAUAUCUAGAGGUAGUAUCUAGGUGAUUAUCUAACAGAAUAUGUAGAGUUAAACAAUACAGGGCUUAGGUAAAGGAUCUUUUUUAUAAUAC